Molecule: messenger RNA, 1730 nt
Organism: Octodon degus (degu)
Lineage: Eukaryota; Metazoa; Chordata; Mammalia; Rodentia; Octodontidae
Gene: Dpp7
Product: dipeptidyl peptidase 7
Exons: 12
Coding region: 27-1535 (502 amino acids)
Biological process (GO): proteolysis
Cellular component (GO): vesicle
Molecular function (GO): dipeptidyl-peptidase activity; serine-type exopeptidase activity
Source: RefSeq, a predicted model, not a curated record
CACUAGUGCUGGUCUCUGAGCUAGACAUGUGUGCCCAGCGUGGGGACGUAGUGUGCCCCUUUGUCCUGCUGCUGGGCCUGGCGCUGUGCGGCCUCGGGAGCCCCAAGCCCGCCGGCAGCCCGCCCGCCCAGUUUUGUGCCGACCCUGGGUUCCAGGAGUACUACUUUGAGCAACUCCUGGAUCACUUCAACUUCGAGAGCUUUGGCAACAAGACUUUCAGCCAGCGGUUCCUGGUUUCAGACAAGUUCUGGAAGCAGCCCGAGGGCCCGAUCUUCUUCUACACGGGGAACGAAGGCGACAUAUGGGGUUUCGCCAACAACUCUGGCUUCCUAGUCGAGCUGGCGCAGCAACAGGAGGCCCUGCUUGUUUUUGCAGAACAUCGGUACUACGGGCAGUCGCUUCCGUUUGGUGCGCAGUCCACACAGCGCGGGUACAUGCAGCUGCUGACCGUGGAGCAGGCGCUGGCUGACUUCGCCGUGCUGCUGCAAGCCCUGCGGAGGGACCUUGGUGCCCAGGAUGCCCCAGCCAUUGCCUUUGGAGGGAGCUACGGCGGGAUGCUCAGCGCCUACAUGAGGAUGAAGUACCCCCACCUAGUGGCAGGUGCGCUGGCGGCCAGUGCACCCAUCGUAGCUGUCGCAGGCCUUGGCGACUCCUACCAGUUCUUCCGGGACGUCACAGUGGACUUCUACAACCAGAGCCCCAAGUGUGCCCAGGCUGUGCGCGAUGCCUUCCAGCAGAUCAAGGACCUGUUUCUGCAGGGAGCCUACGACCAGAUUAGCCAGGAGUUUGGGACCUGUCAGUCACUCUCGGGCCCAGGGGACCUGACGCAGCUCUUCAUGUUUGCUCGCAACGCCUUCACCGUGCUGGCCAUGAUGGACUACCCAUACCCAACCGACUUCUUGGCCCAUCUGCCCGCCAACCCUGUGAAGGUUGGCUGUGACCAGCUGCUGAGCGAGGCCCAGAGGAUCACAGGACUUCGAGUGCUGGCAGGGCUGGUCUAUAACGCCUCUGGCACCGAGCACUGCUACGACAUCUACCAGCUAUUCCACAGCUGCGCUGACCCCACUGGCUGUGGCACUGGCUCUGAUGCCCAGGCCUGGGACUACCAGGCUUGCACCGAGAUCAACCUGACGUUCAACAGCAACAAUGUGACUGACAUGUUCCCUGUCCUCCUGUUCACCGAGGAGGUCCGCCAGCAGUACUGCUUGGACACGUGGGGAGUGUGGCCCCGGCCCGGCUGGCUGCAGGCCAGCUUUGGGGGCAGCGACCUCAAGGCUGUCAGCAACAUCAUCUUCUCCAAUGGUGACCUGGACCCCUGGGCUGGUGGUGGGAUACACAGUAAUCUUAGCGAGUCUGUGGUCGCAGUCACCAUCAAGGGAGGAGCCCACCACCUGGACCUCAGAGCGUCUCACACGGAGGACCCUGUGUCGGUCGUGGAAGUGCGCAAGCUGGAGGCGAGCCUCAUCGGGGAGUGGGUAAAGGCAGCGAGGGGUCAGCAGGAGCAGCUGCCCCCCAGCCCAGGCCAGCAGGACUGAGGGGACCCAGGGGCUCCCUGUGGAUCACAGAGACCAACUCAGUGCGGGGCCUCUGGAGGCCCUACAAGGGCAGGUGGCUGGGUGGACACGUGGGGCCAGGCUAGGCACACCCUUCCUGCCCUUUCAAGGCCCCAAGGUGGGAGCAGACACUGCACAUACCUGCUGGACCAAUAAACGUUUAAUAAAGCACAGACU